CCCUCUCGCCACCGCCCUCUCAAAUUGGUGAGCUGGGUGGUUUCCAAGGCAACCGUGCAGCCGGGCGGCUCUCCGAAGGAGAAAACCGCAACCCGGAAGUGACGUCCUUACCUCGCGCCCGCGGUGAGAGGGUUCGAAGAUGGCGGCGCGCAAGGGUAGGCGGCGCACGUGUGAAACCGGGGAACCCAUGGAGGCCGAGUCCAGCGACGCAGGGACCGAAGGCCCGGCCCAGGUCUACCUGCCCGGCCGCGGACCACCGCUGCGCGAAGGAGAGGAGCUGGUCAUGGACGAGGAGGCCUACGUGCUGUACCACCGAGCGCAGACUGGAGCCCCCUGUCUUAGCUUCGACAUAGUCCGGGAUCACCUGGGAGACAACCGGACAGAGCUUCCUCUUACACUUUACCUGUGUGCUGGGACCCAGGCGGAGAGCGCCCAGAGCAACAGACUGAUGAUGCUUCGGAUGCAUAAUCUGCAUGGGACAAAGCCCCCGCCAUCGGAGGGCAGCGAUGAGGAGGAGGAGGAAGAUGAAGAGGAUGAAGAAGAGCGGAAGCCUCAGCUGGAGCUCGCUAUGGUGCCCCACUAUGGCGGCAUCAACCGAGUCCGGGUAUCAUGGCUGGGUGAGGAGCCGGUGGCUGGUAUAUGGUCAGAGAAGGGCCAGGUGGAGGUGUUUGCACUGCGGCGGCUUCUGCAGGUGGUGGAUGACCCCCAGGCCUUGGCGACCUUCCUCCGGGACGAGCAGGCCCAUGUGAAGCCCAUCUUCGCUUUCGCGGGCCACAUGGGCGAGGGUUUUGCACUGGACUGGUCCCCCCGGGUGUCUGGGCGACUACUGACUGGUGACUGUCAGAAGAACAUCCACCUCUGGACGCCCACGGACGGCGGCUCCUGGCACGUGGACCAGCGGCCAUUUGUGGGCCACACACGCUCUGUGGAGGACCUGCAGUGGUCCCCAACUGAGGACACAGUGUUCGCCUCCUGCUCAGCUGAUGCCUCCAUUCGCAUCUGGGACAUCCGGGCCGCGCCCAGCAAGGCCUGCAUGCUCACUACCGCCGCCGCCCACGACGGGGAUGUCAACGUGAUCAGCUGGAGCCGCCGGGAACCCUUCCUGCUCAGCGGCGGGGACGACGGGGCCCUCAAGAUCUGGGACCUGCGGCAAUUCAAGUCUGGCUCCCCGGUGGCCACCUUCAAGCAGCACGUGGCCCCCGUGACCUCGGUCGAGUGGCAUCCCCAGGAUAGCGGGGUCUUCGCGGCCUCGGGUGCAGACAACCAGAUCACACAGUGGGACCUGGCCGUGGAGCGCGACCCCGAGGCAGGCGACGCAGAGACCGUGGACCCCGGGCUGGCGGACCUCCCCCAGCAGCUCCUGUUUGUGCACCAGGGCGAGACCGACCUGAAGGAGCUGCAUUGGCACCCACAGUGCCCCGGGCUCCUCGUUAGCACCGCCCUGUCGGGCUUCACCGUCUUCCGCACCAUCAGCGUCUGACCAGCCCCACCUGGCCUUUCCCCUGGCCACCGAGGUUGGCGUUGGUUCCGCCAGGAGGGACUCCUUCAGGUCAGCUGACCAGCCCUCCUCCGAUAGAAGGGCUUGGCCUGUCAGCCGCCAUGACGGAUUGUUUGACAUUUUGUUCUUUGAAAGGACUUGAUUUGGUCCCACGACCCCUCUUGCCAAACGAUCUGGUUUGACCCAUGACUGUAGAACUACUUGGUUCAGUCCAGGGAGCCUUCCAACCACAGGGCUCGGUUUGGCACCGGGGACCCCUCCUGCAGAAAGACUUGGUUUGGCCCAGGCUGCCCCCCCCACCCCCCCCACCUGUUUGAGGACCUGCUGGCCUGUUUCCCAGUGUCACUGUGGAUGUUUUGUGCGCUCUGGCACCUGGCUUGACCCUUUGACCUCUCCAUCCCAGGACCCAGUUGUGGCCUCUGGUCUUCCCCCCCCCCCCCCCCCCGGGAACUCGAGCACUUUACAGUGGGUGGGCUGAAGUUGAGGGGUGGGCUGGGCUCCUCCAGCAGAAUCUGGUUUUGCCCGUUGUCUUCCUGCCAAACAGGGUUUGGCCCGGACUUCCCAGUGGGGGGCUGUGGGGGUCUUCCUCCCCUCCAUCCUGCAUCCAAGGCAGGCGCUGUGCGGGGAGGAAGGUCCGGGGCUCCUGAGGCAGUAAAGGACCAGAAGGAGGCCUGAUGUGUGUGGGACUCAUCUGCUGGCUGCUUCUCUGUGAAGAAAUGGGAGGAGGAGGCGGGAACCGGGCCCCCACCCCAGCUGUUCAGAGGCCACCGAGCUGGGAGAGGCCAGUGGGAAUCCCUGCUUCCUGUGGUCUCUCAGCCCCCAUCAGGUGCUGUUCAGAUCCACCUGCCUCAAAUUUUAUUCCAUGUGGACCUCAGUCCAAGUCUCUGGAGGGGUAGCUCACCUGUGUCCCCCUAACUUUUUAAGGCUUCAUCUCAGAAGGAACCAGGGAGGCUCCCCCCAUUUCUCUGUCUUUCCACCUCUGUCCCCUUUAUCUCUUUGUUCCCUCAUCUGUGUCCCCACCUCCCCGUGUCUCCCUGCCCCCUCCCCCUUCUGUGUCUGCCACCGCAUCUCCUCCAGCCUGCUUGGGCUGCGGCCCAGCUGCCCUGCCUGGCCAUCCUCCCUGGCUCCCCCUCUGCGGCUCUGAGCUGGCCCCACCCCCUGCCCCCCCUCAGCCAGGCCUCUGAUCCGCCUGUGGACACAGAGGUCGGGCGCCCGGCACAAGGCCCCCGGGGCCCAGGACGCAUCACUGCCCCUCAGCACCCACAGAGGCCUCCCUGCGGCCCUAGCAGAGGAUCCCCCGGCGGAGGGCAUGGGGGUGGGCUGCCCCACCAGGUAUGUGCCUCCAUACAGAGACCCCGGGGGUGGGGGGGGCUCCCGCACCUCCCCCCACACCCCUACCCUGCACCCUCCUUGCUUGGGCUCCUCUGCUCCACAUUCCCCAUCCUCAGUGUUCCCCCCAGGAAGGUCCUUCCUCACCCUCGGUGACCAAGUCCAGCCCCCAAACAACCUCUCCCCCUGGUUGGGUGCCUCCGUCUCUGACCCUGUCUCCAUCUGCCUUCUGCUCCCUUGUCCCUGUCAUCGCAAGCCUCUCUCGCCCUUCUCUGUCCACAACUCCAGCUCCCUGCCGUCCCAUUUCCUGACACAUCAUCUCCCCUUCCCAACUUUUCCUAGUCAGCCUGUCUCUCCUGUCCCCUCCCGCUCUCUAUCCACUCCUGCUAUGUCUCUGUCCCCUCUCUCUAGGUCUCUGACACCCCCCCCCCCAGG
Messenger RNA from Mirounga angustirostris (Northern elephant seal), 3262 nucleotides. RefSeq names its product glutamate rich WD repeat containing 1 (gene GRWD1). The coding region runs from base 140 to 1480 and encodes 446 amino acids. Gene Ontology annotation, molecular function: protein binding. Gene Ontology annotation, cellular component: nucleolus. The record is from RefSeq and is a predicted model, not a curated record. The transcript is spliced from 7 exons. Lineage: Eukaryota; Metazoa; Chordata; Mammalia; Carnivora; Phocidae. Gene Ontology annotation, biological process: ribosome biogenesis.